ACCCGUAGUGCAGCUGCGGACGCGGCCUGCCUCUGACCUCUCCCGGUCUUCUCCCACCACCCGCAUGGUUCGGGCUGCUCACUGAGCGGCGGCGGGGCGUGACGGACGCGCCGCCCAGACGGCUCCGGGUCGCAGCUUGCAGUCACCGGCACUUCCUCCUGCGGCGCCCGUGCGCGGGCGGCUGGGCAGGCGGGAUGGCGGCCCGGGGUAGCGGCCGCGCAUCGGCGCCCCGGCUGCUUCUGCUCCUGCUGGUUCUUUUGCUGGGGUCCGCGGUCGGGGUCCGGGCCGGGCCGGAGGAAGACCUUAGCCACCGGAACAAGGAACCGCCGGCCGCUGCCCAGCAGCUGCAGCCGCAGCCCGCUGGCGUUCAGGGGCCCGAGCCGGCCCGGGCCGAGAAAGGAUUUACACCAGCAGCCCCAGUUCACACAAAUAAAGAAGACCCAGCUACCCAAACCAAUCUGGGAUUUAUUCAUGCAUUUGUCGCUGCCAUAUCAGUCAUCAUUGUGUCUGAAUUGGGUGAUAAGACAUUUUUCAUAGCAGCCAUCAUGGCGAUGCGCUAUAACCGAUUGACGGUGCUGGCUGGGGCUAUGCUUGCCUUGGCCCUGAUGACCUGCUUGUCAGUUCUGUUUGGCUAUGCCACCACCGUCAUCCCCAGGGUGUACACAUACUAUGUCUCAACUGCAUUAUUUGCCAUUUUUGGCAUUAGAAUGCUUCGGGAAGGCUUGAAGAUGAGCCCAGAUGAGGGUCAAGAGGAACUGGAAGAAGUUCAAGCAGAAUUAAAGAAGAAGGAUGAAGAAUUUCAACGAACCAAACUCUUAAAUGGACCAGGAGAUGUUGAAACGGGUACAAGCACAACAAUACCUCAGAAAAAGUGGCUGCAUUUUAUUUCACCCAUUUUUGUUCAAGCUCUUACACUAACAUUCUUAGCAGAAUGGGGAGAUCGCUCUCAACUCACUACGAUUGUUCUGGCAGCUAGAGAGGAUCCCUAUGGUGUAGCAGUGGGUGGAACAGUGGGACACUGCUUAUGCACUGGAUUGGCAGUAAUCGGAGGAAGAAUGAUAGCACAAAAAAUCUCUGUCAGAACUGUGACGAUCAUAGGAGGUGUCGUGUUUUUGGCGUUUGCAUUUUCUGCACUAUUUAUAAGUCCUGAUUCUGGUUUUUAACACACUAUUUGUUCAUCUGUAUUUAGUCUAAGAUAGGUAACUACUGUCAUUCUGUACAUAGUGUACAUUACAACUAAAAGCAAUGGAAAAUACUGUAUUUUGUAGCAUUGAUUUUUGAGUUUGACCCAUUUAAUGAAAGUAUUAUGUCCAAAAAAGAUAAUCACUGAUUUGUAAAAUGGAUUUUUAAAAGAAACCCGACUUCUCAGUGUGGACUUUUUGCAACAUAAUUGUCAAUAUAGUCCCCAUUUCUGUUUGGUAUGUGUAGAACCAUUGUGCAAUGGGGUCUACCACUUGAUUUUCUUUCAACAUGACCCCUUUAUAAGGAAUAUAUUCUCCUUGGUCACUGAGGCAUUUCAGAUGUUUACCUUAAAAAUUUCCUUGUGGAAAGAAUGAAUGAAUUUCUUUUAAAAAAAUAUUUCCCUUAGCCACUAAGCAGUAGUUUAAUCAUGUCUUUUCAAAAUUAGAUUGUUUUUAAAGAGACAAAUAAGGUAAUAAUUACUAUAGCAAUUAGAAUUGUUUGCUAAGUCCAUUCUUUUUUUUAAUUGGGUAGGACACCCAAUAUGAAAAUAGUCAAUAUUUGACAAUGUGGAAUUACCAAAUUAAAAGAGAAUACUAUGAAUGUAUUCAUAUUUUUUCUAUAUUGAAUAAACAAUGUAACAUAGAUACAAUGUAAAUAAAAGUGGUAUGACCAGUGCUUGUUUUUCCCUGUGUGUUAUACAACUCAUUAACUUUUCUAACUUUCCAAAGUAGUAUUGCUAUUAUCUAGGCCAUUUCUAAAGUAGAUGUAAAACAAACACUGAUGUGUAGCUAAACAGGAGCUAGAUAUUAUUCUGAAGCACUGUCUCACUUGGCCUUCACGAUUCUAUUAGGUAGUAGGCAUCAAUACAAGGUUUUUUAAAAAGGGCAACUUACCCAAGGUGACAUUGUAGAGCAGGGAGGCAAACCAGGCAGUUUAAUGUCAGAGCCUGCAAUUAUUCCUUAUGCUACGGACACCUCAUUUUAUCAUAGCAGCUUCAGUAAUCAGUCAUUUAAAGUCUACUCGAACUUUACCACUCCACUCAGUCAGUACAACAGCUGUUCUCCCAGUCUGUGUGAGGUCCACAAUGUAAUCUGUAACUUGACAAGACUGUGAAAGGACCCAGCUAAUCUCAGUAGCUGUGGAAAGGGCAGCUGACCUCUAAAGAAACCUACAAGUGGUCCUCAACUACAAAGUAGCUUUCAGCUGUUAGGCAGCAGCAUAAUACUAUCAAAGAAAAACAUCAUUUUUGGAAACUUCUAAGGAGUUCUCUAACUCCAUAAAAAAUGUAUAUUAUAGGAUAGAAAAAAACAAUAUCCAUGAAUUAAGACAAAACACUUCAAAGAAACAGAGGCUCCUAAUUAACUGCCUAAACUUAUAAACAAAGACAGUGAGGAACUAUAUUUAUUUUCUUAGAACAAAAAGGAGAUUUUCUGGUAGAAAGUAGCUGGUACCAUCAUAGACUGAUGAAGAUUAGGUGGCCUGGUACCACACAGACUGAUGAAGAUUAGGUAGCCUGGCCCCAGUAACUAGCUUGCUAUGUGAAUAACAGCACAGGCUUUUGUUGUUGUUUUGUUUAUUGUAACAGGACAGAAUUAACUACUUAGAGACAGACCUAAAGCUACAAGGUAAAAAAUGCUGAUACAGUUAGUUAGCUUCUGUUGAAGAAAAGAAAGGAAAAUGUCAUUGAUGGUGAUUUUAAAAUAUUUAAUAGUCUUUAAACUCCAAAAUGUGAUUCUUACAAGUGACGUGCCACAUAAAGCAGAUGUUACUUUUGGAGAAAUGCAGGUGAUACUGAAAAACAUAGCACUGAGGUAUUUUUUAUUUUUAAAAUUGAAGAAGGAAACAAAGUCUGGAUCUAAUUAUUUUUACAUUUACAAAAAAAAAAAAAAAAAUCCACAAUA
Marmota monax (woodchuck) is the source of this 3083-nucleotide messenger RNA. RefSeq names its product transmembrane protein 165 (gene Tmem165). The coding region runs from base 195 to 1163 and encodes 322 amino acids. Gene Ontology annotation, molecular function: calcium ion transmembrane transporter activity; manganese ion transmembrane transporter activity. Gene Ontology annotation, cellular component: Golgi apparatus. Gene Ontology annotation, biological process: Golgi calcium ion transport; manganese ion transmembrane transport; calcium ion transmembrane transport. Lineage: Eukaryota; Metazoa; Chordata; Mammalia; Rodentia; Sciuridae. The record is from RefSeq and is a predicted model, not a curated record. The transcript is spliced from 6 exons.